Penicillium taxi is the source of this 2064-nucleotide messenger RNA. RefSeq names its product BOD1/SHG1 domain-containing protein. The record is from RefSeq and is a predicted model, not a curated record. The transcript is spliced from 4 exons. NCBI's taxonomy places the organism in Eukaryota, Fungi, Ascomycota, Eurotiomycetes, Eurotiales, Aspergillaceae. Bases 1 to 2064 code for a protein of 687 amino acids.
AUGGCCACUUCAGAGGCUAUGGAAGAUGUGCAGAGGAGCACCCAAAUUCCCUCGGUGGAUAUUGAGAGCGUCAGACACAAGAAGUUUAGAGCCGAAGAUUUACCACUAUCUUCAGCCCAGCACACGGCAAUUGACAAACUCCUACAUUCAUUUAAGAAAAAGGGCGGAUUCGACAAUAUUCGAAAACUGAUUUGGGCCGAGUUUAAUAAUGGGGAGCCUAAGACCAAAUUCACUGAGCAGUUACUCGCAUUAGCGGAAUCGGAGAUUGAACGUGAACCUGCACACCUUUCUCGAGAAAGAGGAAAAGCAGCCACAUUGAUCGAGGGCGCGGUGGACCGUGGUGAUGUAUACAAAAAUGUCGAGGAAUCCAUUUACGAACUCGCAUCUAAACAUCUGGGAACGAUUCUCGAUUCAGUCCGCACCAUUCGCCGCUUAGAGGUCGGUGAUGAGGCUGCGGCCAAAGAAGAGGCAUCCGGUAGCAAGACUAACGAAGAAUACGAGGCUCACGUCAAAGUCAAGCGAGAAGAACGUGAGGUUGUUUGGAGGGAGGAAAUGCGCAAAGAGCAGGAAAUUGAGGAGGAACGACGACGGGUAAAGGCCGAGGAGCAACGCAAAAAACGCGAAGAAGAGCACAAAAAGGAAGAGGAGAAGAGGAUACGAAGGAAAGAAAUUGACGAUCAACGACGAGCCGAGCGUGAACGCAUGCGAGAGGAGCAACGUGCCCUCGACGAGAAGCGAGAGCGGGAGCGAGAACGUGAGCGCGAGGAGCGAUACGAACGACGCAAACGCGAAGAUAGAGAACGUUUCCGUGAUCGCGAUCGCGAUCGCGACCGUAGUCGCACCAGGGAUCGAGAGCGUGAUCGAUACCGUACUUGCUCCCCAGCCCAUCGCUCUGACCGCGGCUUGUCUCCGCGUGGUCGAGAUACCAAGCGUGAAAAGUCUACUUUGUCCAAAGAUCCAACUCCUGCCCUAGCUCUUGAUGAAAAGUCGCUCGAAGAGGCAGCUUUACAAUUACUCCUCAAAGAAGGUCAAGAGCUUGCCGCUAAGGCGCGCCAAAAGCCUGAAUUUGAUUUUGAGGCAGCCGAGGCGAUUGAGAAUGGACUAAAACCACCAACAACAGAAAAUACUAGGGCUUCCGCCCAGUCAAAGCACUCCAGACUUUCAAUUAGACCUGGAAGCCCAUCUCGAGUCGCUCUCGUCGACGACACACAUCGCGGUAUGAUCCAGAUCGCCGUCGCGAUCGAUCCCGGGAUGCCUCUGUGCGAUCCCGAGACCGCGCUAUUGAUGAUCGCCGUGGCUAUCACGACUUUCGAGAUCAUGGCAUCCGAGAUGCGCAAAGCUAUCGACCAGGUCGCCGCAGCCGCAGUCGCAGCCGAAGUCGAUCAGUUCUUCGCCCAAGGGACAAAGACAGAGAACGCAGCGCCGACCGGGACAGGGAUAAGGACAGGAACAGGGUCAGAUCUCGCGAUAGAGACUCUGACCGGCGUCGUCAUGAUCGCAGUCGAGAUAGGAGUCGAGUUAGAGAUCGUGAUCGUGACCAUGACAGUGACCGCAUCCGUCGCAUACGAUCCUCCCGCUCUCGUUCUCGGUCAAAAGCUGGCAGGCGAAGGUCAAGAUCUCGUCGACCGUCUCGAACCCGGAAACCUUCCCCCGGCUCUCUUGAUAUCGACCGAUAUGUUCCUGCUACCAGUCACCGUAGCAAGUCACCCCGACGUCGAGUCCGGUCACCAGAACGUGAUGAGAAACCUCGUUUCAAGACGGACGACCUUCGAGCUCGUCCUCCGAGUCAUGCCCGACGAAGAAGUCGCAGCCGAAGAAGAAGUCCUAGUCGCAGAAGAAGUCCUAGUCGCAGAAGAAGCCCUAGUCGCAGGAGAAGCCCUAGUCGCAGGAGAAGCCCUAGUCGCAGGAGAAGCCCUAGUCGCAGGAGAAGCCCUAGUCGCAGAAGAAGCCCCAGUCGCAGGAGAAGCCCCAGUCGCAGAAGAAGUCGCAGUCGAAGAAGAAGUCCUAGUCGCAGACGAAGUCCACGCCGACGAAGGAGUCGAAGCCGUUGAAAAGUCACGAUAA